AUCCUCCAUCCCCCAUCCUAAAAAAACGCGACGGCGGCACCCAUCUUUCUGACUGCCGCUUGACUUCUCUUCUUUUCUGGAGGGGCCUAUCCGACUGCUUUAGAAGACGGUCGGCUUCGGCUCAAGCUCUACAGAGUCGCUACACGGAGUACGCGGCCCUGAGAGAGAAAGAGAGAGGGGCGCAGGCGAAGGGUAGGAAGGGGGCCGAGCAUCCACGCCGAGGGACCUGCCUACCUGCCCGACGAACGCCGUGGUGCCUCUCUCAGCUGCUGGCGUCCGUUCCAAGAUGUCGGGUCCUUCAGCAUGCUCUCAUCCCGUGCAAGUCGCCGGUCUUUGCGCUAUCUGUGGCAUUGAGGUUGACAGCAGCAGUCAGAGCAUCAAUGGCUCGGCUAACGACAGCAGCAACGGAGGGUCCGAAGGCGGAGGAGGAGCAGGGGGAGGGUCAGGAGGCAGCGGGACGAUGCAUGAGCUCUCGGGCGUCAAGGUCUCGACAGCUGAGGCGCAGAGGCUCGAUGACGAAAGUCGGGCCCGGCUCUUGGAGCAGAGGAAAUUGGCCCUCAUCGUCGACUUGGACCAGACGAUCAUCCACGCCACUGUGGAGCCCACGGUGGGAGACUGGAUGCGUGAUCGAGACAAUCCCAACUUUGAAGCUCUCAAGAACGUCGGCACGUUUCGAUUAGGCACCGACGGCAAGGCCAUCCUCGGCCACGACUCGGUCGGCGACGACAAGGCGGAGGGCAGAGGAGGCCAAGCAGGUGGCGCAGAGCAAAGUGGGGAGGAAAAUAAGGAAGAAGGGUGCUGGUACUACGUAAAGCCGCGGCCGGGGCUCCAAGACUUUCUCCGGACCUUGAGUCAGUCAUACGAGAUGCACGUCUACACGAUGGGCACCCGGUCCUACGCGGAGUGCGUCUGUCGGCUCGUAGAUCCCGACGGAACGCUGUUUGGGGCCAGGAUCCUGUCCAGAGACGAAAACGGGAGCAUGCUCCAAAAGAGCCUGAAAAAGCUCUUUCCCCUCGACACGACGAUGGUCGUCAUCAUCGAUGAUCGAGCAGAUGUGUGGAAAUGGAGCCCGAACUUGGUCAAAGUGGUCCCCUUUGACUUCUUUGUCGGCAUCGGCGACAUCAAUGCGACCUUUCUGCCCGCGGCACCCUCGGUACCUGCUCCCACGACACUCGAAGGGCCAGGCGGCGGGCUCGCCGAGGAGGACGAUGCUGCAUCGUCAUCGUCCUCAGCACCUUCGAUUGCUGCGUCUUCUCCGGCUGCGUCUUCUUCCACGCCUGCUGCAUCAUCGUCAUCGUCGUCACCAUCAUCCCCUUCGAACCCUCCGUCUGAGGCAGGGCAGAGUCCAUUGACGGAGAAAGAAAGAUCUGAAGACGACGCUACGACAGCCGAAGACGAUAUCGCUGCAAAGGAGGUAGCCGACCGAAGCCAGAAGAGCGCCGUGUCGGCUCAGCUUGGAGCCAGACACCUGGCCAAGAUGCAGGAGGCGCUCGACGAGAAAAUGAGCGAAGGCUCGACCGAAGGUGCUCAGGAGACCAGCGGCGGCUCGACGUCGGUGGAAGAGUCGGCAGCACCGCUCCCCACGCCUUCUCCUUCGCCUGAUCCUGUUCCUAGCCAGAGUCCGCAGCAGCGGGCAGUCCUGCGGGAUGACGACGAGGAACUCGACAGGGUGCACAACAUCCUCGGAGAAAUCCACCAGCAGUGGUACUCGCAAUGGGACUCCUUCCCAGCAUCGCGAGACAAGAAGGGAGAAGAGGUGAAAAGAGCAGAGACCGCCUCGCCUGCUGUCAAGGAUAUUUUGGCCGACCUCAAGCGGCGUGUCCUUGCGGGCUGCCGGAUCGUCUUUUCCAGCAUCGUGCCGCUCGAGACCGAUCCGAUCGGGACGGAUCUGUGGCGCUUGGCCCUCGAGUUUGGCGCGACGUGCACCACGGAUUUGGAGUCUGGAGGCGUCACUCACGUUGUCGCCGCCAAGCCGGGGACGAUGAAGGUGUGGAUGGGCCAAAAGCGCGGGUUACAUGUGGUGUGGCCUGCCUGGCUGCACGACUCGGCCGCUCGAUGGCGUCGGCAACCGGAAGCAUGGUAUGCCCUGCAAAUGCACCAGGGCAAUCCCAGAUCGCGAAAGGACGGCGAGGAAGUCUCUGUGGCUCCUUCGGUGGAGGAGGAGCCGCUGGCGAUUGCCGGUGAUGAAGAGGAGGACGAUGACAAGAAUGAGCAAGGGACCGGAGAGGGCGGCCAAGAGCAGCAGGAGGGCUUCCAGUCGAUGGACUGGAAAGAAGCCAUGGACGAGGUGGAUGAGGUGUUAGCGGGCUUGACGGACGACGACGAUGACGACCAGACCACCGACGGUGGCUAUUCGACGACUGUGCACACGCCCAUUGCCAGCAACAUCCUUGGCAGCAACAAGCGGGCGAGGGACGGGGAAGACGGCGAUGAGGGAGAGGAAGGCCUGCGUUCCGAGGCGGAGAGCGAGGCUGACGAUGACGAUGACGACGGCGGCAGCGGCGGCGGUGGGGCGACACUAUCGCCAUUGAGCAAGCGGAGACGACUGGCCGAGCUCCGCGCUGGCCACUCGAAGCUCAAGAUGCAGCUCAAUACCCGCGACAGCCGGAGCGCAACCCCAAACGGAGAGAAAGGAGGGAAGGAAAUGGCGGGGGGAGAGGAGGAAGAGCAGGACGAAGAGUUCCUCAAGUCGCUCGAGGAAGAGCUGGAGUUGCAGAUGGGACGAUCUGAGGAGGUUGCUCCCGGAUAG
Acaromyces ingoldii is the source of this 2749-nucleotide messenger RNA. RefSeq lists its product as hypothetical. NCBI's taxonomy places the organism in Eukaryota, Fungi, Basidiomycota, Exobasidiomycetes, Exobasidiales, Cryptobasidiaceae. Gene Ontology annotation, molecular function: RNA polymerase II CTD heptapeptide repeat phosphatase activity. The transcript is spliced from 2 exons. Bases 287 to 2749 code for a protein of 820 amino acids. Gene Ontology annotation, cellular component: nucleus. The record is from RefSeq and is a predicted model, not a curated record.